Molecule: messenger RNA, 2069 nt
Organism: Cercocebus atys (sooty mangabey)
Lineage: Eukaryota; Metazoa; Chordata; Mammalia; Primates; Cercopithecidae
Product: microtubule-associated serine/threonine-protein kinase 2-like
Exons: 4
Coding region: 298-771 (157 amino acids)
Source: RefSeq, a predicted model, not a curated record
GGCCGGAGGCUGGCUGUAGGCAGGCGGCUGAGCCGGCGGCGGGUGGCCUGCCCAGCGUGUGCCGGGUGGCGAGGCGGGGCGGCAGCGAUGCUGUCUCUUCCGUGAGGAGCGCAGAGAAGGUCGCGGCGCCCGAGGCCCCAGAAGGCUCGAAGGCGCCGCUGGCUGGGGUCGGUGGCUUCGGGCGUCCGCCCGGCCAUGGUGGCCGCGGGCGGUGGUUGGCGCGGCUGCGCUGCGGCCCGGGGCAGUGCGGGGCCGGGACAGUCGCGGCGCUGACGCCCGCGGGCCCCAGCUGCAGAUAUGAAGCGGAGCCGCUGCCGCGACCGACCGCAGCCGCCGCUGCCCGACCGCCGGGAGGAUGGAGUUCAGCGGGCGGCGGAGCUGCCCCAGUCCUUGCCCCUGCGCCGGCGAGCGCCGCCCGGGAGGCAGCGGCUAGAGGAGCGGACGGGCCCCGUGGGGCCCGAGGGCAAGGAGCAGGAUGUGGUAACUGGACUUAGUCCGCUGCUCUUCAGGAAACUCAGUAAUCCUGACAUAUUUUCAUCCACUGGAAAAGUUAAACUUCAGCGACAACUGAGUCAGGAUGAUUGUAAGUUAUGGAGAGGAAACCUGGCCAGCUCUCUGUCGGGUAAGCAGCUGCUCCCUUUGUCCAGCAGUGUACAUAGCAGUGUGGGACAGGUGACUUGGCAGUCGUCAGGAGAAGCAUCAAACCUGGUUCGAAUGAGAAAUCAGUCCCUUGGACAAUCUGCACCUUCUCUUACUGCUGGCCUGGGAUAAGAGGAAGAACAAGAGAAUGUGGCUUCAUGGCAAGAAAAGUCUUCCAGGACAGAAGAGUGAAUGGUACUAUCAGGUGCUGCUGAGCAGUGGAGCCAAAAAAGAUAGGUGGACUAAAAAUGCAGUGAUGCUUCAUUACAAUGGCAUUAUACAUAACAUUGGCAGUGUGGCAAGAAUGGUUUAAACGGGGUGGUAAGGUCUGGGGAUAUUUGUAGAGUAUUGAAGAAUGAGUAGGAAGUGAGAAAUUAGAGAUGUUGGAUGUAGAUAACUCAUUCAAGAAGUGUGGUUGUGAAGGGAAAUAAAAUUGAUAAGGCAAUGUUUGAAGAGGGAUGUGUAGUUAUUAAGGGAAUUUAUAUCCUUUCCUCAAGCUGGAAUAGACUUGAAUGGGUUCAGAAUGCUAAUCAGGAAGAUCAUUAAGAACAUGAAGAGUCAAGAGAUAAUGAGUAGAUCAGAGAAGGCUGAAUGGAAUGGGCUUCACCUGAUAUUGUAAUGUAUUACCAGGUAUUACCAGCCUAGUUGCUAGAAGGUUAUGAGUAAAAUAAUUUAUGGUUAUCUAUCUAAAUGGGAGUACUCUUGCCUCAGCCAAGUUUCCUGAUUGUGUAGCUUUUCUCCCCAACCUGCUGUGAAUAUUCCCUGGGAAAAGGAGGCUUGGGAAAUCGUUGCUCCUUGGACUACCUUUAUGUGGUUGGAAGGCACUCUUGUUCCACCGUGCCUUAGUUGUCACAGAAUGUACUGAUCUGGAGUCCUGGGCAUCAAAUGCAGGCUUUUGUAUAGGUGUAAGGAAGUCGGAAGGGAUGAAUUUCCACAGAUGCAUUUCCAUGCCUCUAAACAAAUGCAGAGAGGGGCAUAUAUGCAUUUUACAAAAUUUUAUUAUUGUUAAGCCAAAACUAUACUCUACCAUGUUACCCAUUUAAACUAUUCAAGAAGUCAGAACUGUCAUGUAGAUUCAAAGAACAAAUAUUUCCAGUUUUAUAUAGAUUGUUUCAGAAAGUAGAAAAAGAGGAUAUAUUACCUUAGCACAUUUUAUGAGUGUCUUUGUCUGUUCAUGCUGCUGUAAAAAAAUACCACAGAUUGGGUAAUUUAUAAAGAACAGACAUUUAUUUUCUUACAGUCCUGGAGUCUGAGAAGUCCAAGAUCAAGGUGCUGGCAUUUGUGUGGCAAGUGCCUUCUUGCUGUUUCGUCACAUGGCGGAGGAUGGAAAGGCGAAAAGGGCUGAAAGCUGUAUGAAGCCUCUUUUUUCUCUUUUAAUUUUGAUUUUUUUGAGAUGAGGUCUUGCUCUGUUGGCUAAGUUGGCCUCAGAC